AUGGAUUGGCCGCAACUCACUCGUGAGUCGAAGCACUCCGACUCAUACAGGCUCAAACCGACCUGUUCUAUAUCGUCGGCAGAACUAACCGUGCGAGCCCGCAACGGCGGCCAGACCACGCUACCAUGUCCUCUGGAGACGAAGACAGCGGCUGGCGCGUCCAAGCCGGCCAGCCUGGAUGUUCCGCCCGCGGUGUCUGAACUGCGGUGGACGCGGCUCGAGGACCCGCCUGCCCGGCGCACCGUGUACGUGGUGGACGGCGCCGAGGCCGGUGUUUGGCAGGGCGAGCACGUGGUACGCCCCGACUGGCAGAGCCGUUCCUACUUCUCCGUACACAGCGACCCGGCGCUGCUCAAGAUCGGCCGCGUGGCGCUUGCCGACAGCGGCACCUUCGUCUGCAGCGUCACGUUUGCCGACGGCCGCCGGGUCAAUCACACAGUCCACCUGAGGGUAAUCGAGCCCCCGACUGCCCCCGUGAUCCGAGACGGCAGCGGAAUUGUACUUCACGGCGUCACCAAACCGUAUGAUGAAGGCAUCAGCUUGGCUAUCGUCUGCGAGGUGCGCGGAGGAGAGCCGCCACCGAAGCUUGUUUGGUCCGGGAGCGGCUAUCACCGCUUGCAAGCGAAAGAGCAAAACAUCCGGGAAGGAAACGUCACGCGAAGCUCUCUUCACAUUGCGUCGUUGGGAAGAGAGUUCCUUCUCGGCACCUUUGUCUGCGCUGUGCAAGAGAUUCCAGAAGCUACGAACAGCUCUUUCGUCAUCGACAUGAAUCUGCGACUGCUCUCGGCGCGUCUGUGGAGCGUGCAGAACGCGUCGCGGGCAGAGCUUCCGGCGGAGUUCCACUGUCGCGCUCUGGGGUCCCGGCCGGCGGCGCAGCUGAGCUGGUGGCUGGAUGACGUGCGUGUUGAGCCCUUCUUCCACGAGGAGUCGGACAGUGGCAACGACAGCUUCAGCGUGCUGCUGCUCACGCCCACGGCCGACGACCACGGAAGGACCGUGCGCUGCGUGGCCGCCAAUCCGCGCUGGCCGCAUGACGCCCUCGAGGCCACCUGGACGCUCGACGUCCAAUGUAAGCGGGCCACUGGGCAGCACGCCCCCAAUGUGACGCUGCGGCUGGGACGUGGUCUGUCCGAGCCAGUUAUCCAGGAAGGACGCGACGUGUACCUGGAGUGCGCGACGUCGGCCAACCCCUCCGUGGACGUGUUCCAAUGGUUCCACCACGGCGUUCCUCUGGAACCCGGAGGCAACGCCACCGCUGCGGUCUCCUCUGGGCAGUCGUCUCUCCUGGUGACCGGGCCCUACCUGAUCAUGCGGCGUGUGCGACCCUCUCAAGCAGGCACCUACGCAUGCGAGGCGUCCAACCCGCUGGCCAGCGUGCGUAGCAACACCGUUCACCUCACCGUACAUUACUCGCCGCGGUGCGAGCGCAUCUGGUCCUCGACACCGGACGGCGGCAACGAGACUCUGGUCCACUGCCGAGUCCGUGCGCAGCCUGGCGACCGGCUGAGCUUCACGUGGAGCGUGCGCGACGCCGCGGGCGAGCACCCCGUGGCGCAGCGCGGUGCUCUGGCCUCGGCCAACGGCUCGGUGAGCGUGCUCAGGAUACCCCACCACCGCACAUUCGCCUCCGACGGCGCAGACGUGACGCUGUACUGCCGGGCGCGCAACGCAGUCGGCCCGCAGAGCAGCCCCUGCGUCCUGGCUGUCGACACGGUGGAGAAGCCCAGCCAGCUUCGAGACUGCAGCGUGAGCAACCAGUCGGACGAGCGGCUGCUGGUGUCCUGUCGGCAACCCGAACAACGCAGGCCGGGGCAGCGGUUCGUGCUCGAGGUUCACGGGUCUGCGUCGGCGCAGCAGCAGCAGCAGCAGCAGCUGCCGCUGGCAAAUCUCUCGAGCGACCGGCCCGUCUUCUGGAUCCCGAGCCUGGAGCCCGGAGCCGCCUGCCGGCUCGUGCUGUAUGCGGUCAGCGCCGGGGGCACCCGGGGAGCCGCCGUGCGGCUGUCGCUUCACGCAGACCCAUACACGGCGCCGCUCGCUUCCGCAGCCAAUCAGGGCGUGCUGAAUGCGAUAUACCCGUGGAAGUGA
Dermacentor silvarum is the source of this 2085-nucleotide messenger RNA. Its product is annotated as basement membrane-specific heparan sulfate proteoglycan core protein. NCBI's taxonomy places the organism in Eukaryota, Metazoa, Arthropoda, Arachnida, Ixodida, Ixodidae. The record is from RefSeq and is a predicted model, not a curated record. The transcript is spliced from 9 exons. The coding region runs from base 1 to 2085 and encodes 694 amino acids.